CACAUAAACCAUUCACCAUUCACCAUGAAACUUGUAUAGGACAAACCGUGACUCACCUCAACACUCAGCAUCAUUUUCUGUCAAAAGCAAAGCUGAACCACAACUUCAUACGCAUCACGGCUUCACGGAUCCUUCAUACCACAAAAUCCACCGAGCUUCAUCACCACAACGACUCACACAACAUAACCUCCGAGUCAACACGACGCUCGCAGUUCUGAUCCUCCAAUCGCACAACACCGACCUAAAACGCUUAAGUGGAUUCGGAGUGCUCUCUUUCGAUUUCACUUCGUCUCCAUCACUCUCCGCCUCGACCACCGCCGGCAGCUGCCCAGCACAUCACUCUGUCCUCUGCUCAGCCGCAGACAUCACACCGGCGACCGUCCCUCCAUCUAUACAACUCUGUCAAAUCUUGAAGUAGAGAUGCAUGUAUGAUCUUUAACUGUUUUUGAUUGGAAGAUUUUUUGUUAUGGCAACGGCAACAUAUCCACCACCACCGCCUUAUUACAGGCUUUACAAAAAUUACGCGCAAGACCCUCAGUCUGCCCCAGAGCCUCCACCACCAAUUGAAGGAACUUACAUUUGUUUCGGAGGCAGUUACACUACUAGUGAUGUUCUACCAAGCUUGGAAGAACAAGGUGUUCGCCAACUCUAUUCCAAGGGACCUAAUAUUGAUUUCAAGAAGGAGCUGAGAUCACUUAAUGGAGAAUUGCAACUACACAUUUUGGAGCUUGCUGAUAUUCUUAUUGAGAGACCAUCACAAUAUGCAAGGAGAGUUGAAGAAAUUUCAACCUUGUUCAAAAAUUUACACCACCUUUUAAAUUCCCUGCGUCCUCAUCAGGCUAGAGCAACUUUGAUUCACAUUUUGGAACUUCAGAUAGAGCGCCGUAAACAAGCUGUGGAAGACAUUAAAAGAAAUCAUAGAGCAUUUCACAUUGUGCUUUACCAUAAUUUGAAAGACAAUAUCUAGUGUAUCGGAGGAGAGAAGAAGCUCGAAGACUCCUUAAUGAGUCAUUGGCAACACUUGAUGGUCAUUAAAGCAUUGUGUACCUUGUAUUGUUGUGCAACUACAUCUCAAUGAAUUUCGACCAAUAGAUUCAUACCUUGCGUCAAAGGUUACCAUGCUAUAAGUUAUAGGGAAGACUGUUUUAUAGUGUGUCGUAGAUAUUAUAACUACUUGUGGAUGAACUUUUAGGAUUGUUCUUUAAAUUGUGUGAUGUUACUUGGUAAUAACUUUUAGACACUUUAAUUAUGUGCUCAACUUCUCUUUGAAGUAAACAAAUGGAGUCUGAAAAAACAAACAGAAUUGACAUUGAGCA
Molecule: messenger RNA, 1316 nt
Organism: Vicia villosa (hairy vetch)
Lineage: Eukaryota; Viridiplantae; Streptophyta; Magnoliopsida; Fabales; Fabaceae
Product: mediator of RNA polymerase II transcription subunit 7a-like
Exons: 8
Coding region: 467-967 (166 amino acids)
Biological process (GO): regulation of transcription by RNA polymerase II
Cellular component (GO): mediator complex; core mediator complex
Molecular function (GO): transcription coregulator activity
Source: RefSeq, a predicted model, not a curated record